Molecule: messenger RNA, 1476 nt
Organism: Rangifer tarandus platyrhynchus (Svalbard reindeer)
Lineage: Eukaryota; Metazoa; Chordata; Mammalia; Artiodactyla; Cervidae
Source: the annotation of a GenBank genome assembly
AUGUGGCGGGGGCUGUGGACCCUGGUAUCCCGGGCUGCACGUGGGCCUCACAGACCGUGCACGCGCCAGGGCAGUCGUUACCCGGGCCCCGGUUCCGGAGCCACUAUCUUCGCUCUGAGCUCUGGCCAAGGCCGCUGCGGCAUCGCGGUGAUCCGAACCAGCGGCCCUGCCAGCGGCCACGCCCUCCGGAGCCUCACGGCGCCGCGGGACUUACUCCCGGCCCGCAAAGCCUGCCUGCGCCUGCUCAGCGACCCCCGCUCUGGGGAGCCUUUGGAUCGCGCGUUGGUGCUUUGGUUUCCAGGUCCCCAAAGUUUUACGGGUGAGGAUUGCGCGGAGUUCCACGUGCAUGGAGGCCCGGCCGUGGUGAGUGGUGUCCUGCAGGCCCUGGGUAAUGUGCCAGGGCUGAGGCCAGCGGAAGCAGGCGAGUUCACCAGGAGGGCAUUCGCCCACGGGAAGCUGAGCCUGACGGAGGUGGAGGGGCUGGCAGAUCUGAUCCAUGCAGAAACCGAGGCGCAGCGGCGACAGGCCCUGAGGCAGCUCGAUGGGGAGCUGGGUGACCUAUGCCGCGGCUGGGCCGAGACCCUCACUAAAGCUCUGGCCCAUGUAGAGGCCUAUAUCGAUUUUAGUGAGGAUGACAACCUGGAGGAAGGCGUCCUGGAUCAAGCUGAUAGUGAGGUGCGGAAGCUGGAGGUAGCGCUGGGCGUACACCUUCGAGAUGCCAGGCGUGGGCAGAGGCUCCGCUCAGGAGCGCACGUAGUGGUUGCGGGACCUCCCAACGCCGGCAAAAGCAGCCUGGUGAACCUGCUCAGCCGGAAGCCUGUGUCCAUCGUGUCCCCGGAGCCGGGGACCACCCGAGAUGUUCUGGAGACCCCCGUGGACCUGGCCGGGUUCCCGGCGCUACUGAGCGACACUGCGGGGUUGCGGGAAGGCGUGGGGCCUGUGGAACAGGAGGGCGUGCGGCGCGCCCAAAAAAGGCUGGAGCAGGCUGACCUCAUUCUGGCCGUGUUGGAUGCUACUGACCUGGCCUCUCCGGCCAGCUGCAACUUCCUGGACACCGUUGUCAUCCCGGCAGGAGCCGGGAACCCCAGUGGGAACAGCCAGCGCCUCCUGCUUGUGCUGAAUAAAUCAGACCUGCUGCCCGCUGGGUGCUCAGACCCCCAUCCUGACCUCCCCUCCCACCUGUUGCUGUCUUGCCUGACGGGUGAGGGACUGGACGGCCUCCUAGAAGCACUCAAGAAGGAGCUGGCUGCACUGUGUGGGGACCCGUCCACAGGCCCACUUCUGACACGGUCGAGGCACCAGCACCACCUCCAGGGCUGCCUGGAUGCCCUUGGUCAGUACAAGCAGGCCAGAGACUUAGCCCUGGCGGCCGAGGCGCUUCGGGUAGCCCGAGGGCAUCUGAGUCGUCUCACUGGCGGAGGGGGCACUGAGGAAAUUCUGGAUAUCAUCUUCCGGGACUUCUGCGUGGGCAAGUGA